AUGUUACUCGAACAUAUGAAUCGACAUUCGAAGAACUAUGUGUGCGACAUAUGUGGGUCGGGAUACGUCAACCGUUCCACAUUCAAUCUCCACUAUCAGAGUCACAAUAGAGGAUCGUUUGCCUGCAAACAUUGCUCCAAAGUAUUCGAAACUCAAAUGAAAAAAAGGUCUCACGAACUUGCAGUCCACGUGCAUCUGCAAAAGAAAUCCAAGUGCGGUUAUUGCGGCGAGAAAUUCAGUACGAGAAGAAAGAAAGAGAAACACAUAUCGUCCGCCCAUGGAGUCCACAUACAGGGUGUGAAGUGCCAAAUUUGUGGAAAAAUAUGUCCGACUCAAAGUGCCCUAACUAUCCACACGAAAAGAGAUCAUUUACAAGAACGUAGAUUCGCUUGUGAUUCAUGCGAUAUGAGAUUUUUUGGAAGUCAAGAAUUAAAACACCAUAUGUUGAAACACACUGGCGUUAGGGAAUUUCAGUGUGACGUCUGCAAGAAGUCGUUUGGUAAGAAAUGGACGCUCAGGGAACAUAUGCGCUUACACGCAGAUGACAGGCGAUAUAAAUGCCACUACUGUGCUAUGUCGUUUAUACAGAGAUGUAGCUUAGUUGGACAUUUGAAGUCGAAACAUAAUGGCAUCUAA
Messenger RNA from Vanessa atalanta (red admiral), 636 nucleotides. Its product is annotated as zinc finger protein 416-like. The transcript has a single exon. The coding region runs from base 1 to 636 and encodes 211 amino acids. NCBI's taxonomy places the organism in Eukaryota, Metazoa, Arthropoda, Insecta, Lepidoptera, Nymphalidae. Gene Ontology annotation, molecular function: RNA polymerase II transcription regulatory region sequence-specific DNA binding; DNA-binding transcription factor activity, RNA polymerase II-specific. Gene Ontology annotation, cellular component: nucleus. Gene Ontology annotation, biological process: regulation of transcription by RNA polymerase II. The record is from RefSeq and is a predicted model, not a curated record.